ACGAGCUUUCAGUAGGUGGCUGUGGACCAAGGCAGACGUACGCGGUGUGGGAACAGAUUGCUUGUGUUGUGACGGCUGGAAGACUUGUUUUGGUGGUGAAAAGAGUGAAAUCUCAAAACUUUGCUGGAAACGACUCAAAACAUGAAGAUUUUAAGGUGCAUCAGACGUGCCCAUUAUGGCGUCGAGACGUUAGUUGUGCGGUGAUGGUUGUAGGUGGAUGCUUUGAGUGUCGAGUCGUGAAGGAAUGUGGAAGUGGGACAAAUGUUUGUGUGAAUUUGCCACCUGAGUCCUGGAAGGAAUAAUGCAGUCGAGAAGGUUCGACAUGUCUUAUGGAUACCUAAUUUUUCUGCUGUGGCGGCUGGUGUCGCUGUGGGCCGCGGCGGAGGGCGCGGACCUCGUCAUCCAGAUCCCCGGGAACCUGAGCCCGGACGGCUCCUACCGGCUGGACUACUCGCCGCCGCACGGCUCCCCGCCGCCCAACGCCACCAUCGCCAGCAGGGACAUCGGGGACGUGAUCCAGUUCAGUCAGGGCCUGCCUGGCACCAAGUAUGAGUUCUGGCUCUUCUACUCGAACUCUACAGUCAACGACUGGCUCACCUGGACAGCCUCUAUCACCACAGCACCGGACCCGCCUACCAAUUUGUCAGUAAAUGUACGCAGCGGUAAGGUGGCCCAGGUGUCCUGGAGCCCACCAGCUGUGGGGCACUAUAACAACUUCAAAGUGAAGGUGGUGAACCUGUCUGAAUCACCCCAUCAGCAGCCGGUGCUGCGGUCAGAAGAGGCAGUGAGUCCGUUUACGUUGAAAGAUCUAAUGCCUGGCGCCACAUAUCAGCUCCAGCUCUUUACUGUGUAUGAUGGCAAGGAGAGUGGAGCAUACACCUCAAGGAAUUUCACCACAAAACCCAACACACCGGGGAAAUUCAUUGUAUGGUUCCGUAAUGAAACAACAUUAUUGGUAUUGUGGCAGCCACCGUAUCCUCCUGGAGUCUACCUGCAUUACAAGGUUUCCAUAGAUCCUCCUGAUGCUGUUGAAAGUGUUUUAUAUGUCGAAAAAGAGGGUGAACCACCUGGUCCUGCACAAGCAGCGUUUAAAGGACUAGUACCAGGACGGGCUUAUAAUAUAUCUGUGCAGACUGUCAGUGAAGAUGAAGUAUCUGCCCCUACAACUGCACAGUAUAGGACAGUUCCCUUGAGACCUAUGAAUGUCACUUUUGACAAAAAUAGCAUUACAUCCAACUCCUUCAAGGUUCAUUGGGAACCACCUAAAGGAAAUAGUGAAUUUGAUAAGUACCAGGUUUCCAUAUCUGUAAGAAGACAGCCACCAGUGACAAGAAAUCGAGAUGAGCCUACAGCCUGGGAAUUUCGAGAUGGUUUGGAAGCAGGAAAAACAUACCAAGUCCUUGUUAAAACAGUCUCUGGCAAAGUUACCUCCUGGCCAGCGUCAGGAAAUGUGACAUUGAAGCCAUUACCUGUUCAAGAUUUACACUCUGCCACUGAUGACAAGACAGGAGUUGUGAAGAUCACUUGGUCACCUGACAAUUCAAGUUACCAGGAAGGCUAUAAAAUUACUUAUCAUGAAGUUGAAACAUACAAUGGUGAUAGCAACUCUGUGCUAGUUGAUAAAGAUCAAACAUCACUUUCUUUGGAGUCCUUAUUGCCAGGAAGAAAUUAUUCUGUGACAGUUCAGGCUACUAGUAAUGGAUUAGAUUCAAACCACACCAACAUAUAUGUUGCUACACUUCCAUCCUCACCCAUUAUUGAAGACUUGCGCCCAAUUAUCAAUGGGCUGAAUAUAUCUUGGAAAUCAGAUGUUAAUUCAAGGCAAGAAAAAUAUGAGGUCACCUAUGUUAGGAAUGAUACAGGAGCCCGUGUCACUACAUUGACUACAGACUCACGCCUGGUCCUUGAUAAUUUGUAUCCGGGGGCUGGUUAUGAGGUUGAAGUGUUUGCUGUGAGCCAUGGGCUUCAAAGUGAACCUCAUGAUUACUUCCAAGCAGUGUAUCCUAAUCCACCAAGAAAUUUGAGCAUCGAAAAAGUGACUAGUAAUUCAGUUCUAGUGCGCUGGGAAAGCCCAAAAGACUCAAUAUUUUCUGAAUAUUCCAUCAGGUAUCGCACUGAGGAAGAUGAGAGAUGGGUAAAACUUCCAGCAGUACGAGAAACAGAAGCUGAAGUCACAGAUAUGACCCCUGGAGAAAAGUAUAUGGUUCAGGUUAACACUGUUAGUUUUGGAGUGGAAAGCAGUGCCCCUCAAGAAGUUAAUCACACAGUCCGUCCAAACCCUGUCUCAAAUAUUGCUCGCUUGAUUGAUUCUAACAAUGUGACUUUGGAAUUUCCUCGUCCAGAGGGUCGCAUUGAGUAUUAUAUUAUCAUGUGGCAAGCUGAGGAUGGAGGCGUCGAUCCUGCCCCUAAAUCCCGUAAUGUUAAUGACACUGGUGAUGAUGAAGGUGUUAUGGUUCGAAUUCUCAUCACUGAUUUAAUGCCUGGAGUAAAAUAUGCUAUGGAAAUACAGACUGUCAGCUAUAAUUUGCAUUCCGGUACAACUAAACUGUCAGCCAGAACAAUGCCACUUAUCCAAUCUGAGGUAUUGGUAGUAAGCAAUCUGCAAGAGACUGGUCAACUAACUCUCCGUUAUACAAGAACACCUCAGACUUCAUCUCACUUUGACCGAUAUAGAUUCCGGCUAUCAGAUCCCUCCAUUCCAGACCGCGAAAAACUUGCCAACGACACUGAAUCAUCUAAAGUAAUAUUUACUGGCCUUGUGCCUGGCAGGUUGUACAACAUCACAGUUUGGACAGUAUCCGAUGGAGUAGCUAGUUUACCUCUUCAGAGACAAGACCGCAUGUACCCUGAACCUAUUGUUGGAAUCAAUGCCUCCCAGAUAACAGAUACAGAUAUUACACUGACUUGGGAACCACCUAGGGGUGAAUUUAAUGCAUUUGAGGUACAAUAUCUAAAUACAGAGGGUCUCUUAAUCCAGAAUUUGACAUUAGGAGACUCUAUCACCAUCAGUGAACUUAAACCUCAUAGAAAUUACACUUUCACUGUUGUUGUGAGAUCUGGCACUGAGUCCUCUGUCUUGAGACGGUCUCUUCCAGUGUCUGCAAUUUUCCAAACACAUGAAUCUGUGCCUGGCAAGGUGGAGAAGUUUGUUCCGGUUGAUAUUUUGCCUGGCGAUAUCUCAUUUGAAUGGGCUUUGCCAAGUAACCAGCAGAAUGGUAUCAUUCGAAAGUUUACCAUCACAUAUGGGUUAGAUGGCUCUACCCACACUCAAGUUCGAGACUUUAACCCAUGGGAAAUUCAUGGCACAAUCAAAGGACUCUUUCCAGGAAAAACCUAUGUAUUUAGGAUUCAAGCAGAAACACGAGUGGGCUAUGGACCUGAAGCAGUAUGGAAGCAAAAGAUGCCAAUUUUACCCCCGCCUAGAUCAUCUGGAACUUUGGUUCCAACCGAAGUGUGUCGUAGCACCACGUCAAUUCAAAUUCGUUUCCGGAAAAAUUAUUUUUCAGAUGCCAAUGGUGUUGUGACAUCAUAUACUAUAAUUGUUGCUGAAGAUGAUACAAAGAACUCAUCUGGGCUUGAAAUGCCAAGCUGGAAGGAUGUUCAAGCGUAUAGUAUUUGGCCCCCUUUCCAAGUUAUGGACCCCUAUUAUCCCUUUAAAAACUCAACAAUUGAAGACUUUACAAUUGGUUCCAUGAAUUGUGACAAAACUCGACCUGGAUAUUGCAAUGGUCCUUUGAAAUCAGGUUCAACCUAUCGUGUCAAAGUUAGAGCAUUUACUGCCCCAGAUAAGUUUACAGAUACACAUUACUCUUUCCCAAUUCAGACAGAUCAAGACAACACUCCAAUUUUCAUUGGAGUUGGUGUCCCAGCAGCCUUGGUGGUGCUACUGUUAAUUACCAUUCUAUUACUUCGAAGAAGAAGAUCAGCUCACAAAAAAGCUACUGAUACACGCAACAACGAUAAUAUGUCUUUACCAGACAGUGUAAUUGUGACUAGCCGAGCAAUUCGUUUGGAGAACUUUGCAGACCAUUAUCGUCUAAUGUCAGCAGACUCAGACUUCAGGUUUUCUGAAGAGUUUGAGGAGUUGAAGCAUGUUGGGCGUGAACAAAGUUGUUCAGCAGCUGAUCUGCCAUGCAACCGUCCCAAGAAUCGCUUUACAAAUAUUUUGCCAUAUGAUCACUCAAGAGUCAAGCUUCAACCCGUAGAUGAUGAAGAAGGGUCAGAUUACAUCAAUGCAAAUUAUGUACCUGGACACAAUUCUCCUCGAGAGUUUAUAGUCACUCAAGGACCCCUGCAUUCUACUAGAGAUGACUUCUGGAGAAUGUGCUGGGAGUCUAAUUCACGUGCCAUUGUUAUGUUAACUCGAUGCAUUGAGAAAGGGAGAGAAAAGUGUGAUCAUUACUGGCCUUAUGACACACUUCCUGUGUACUAUGGUGACAUUUGUGUCACUAUACUAAAUGACAGUCACUACCCUGACUGGACUAUCACAGAAUUCAUCAUGUGCAGAGGUGAGCAAUCUCGUGUGAUGAGGCACUUCCACUUCACAACCUGGCCAGAUUUUGGUGUGCCCAACCCUCCUCAAACCUUAGUCAGAUUUGUGCGAGCUUUUAGAGAUAGAGUUGGGCCUGACCAGCGGCCAAUUGUUGUACAUUGCAGUGCUGGUGUUGGGCGCUCUGGUACCUUUAUAGCCCUAGAUCGGAUUCUUCAAAGUUUGUCCCAUUCAGAUUGUGUUGACAUAUUUGGCAUUGUCUGGCAAAUGCGUAAGGAGAGAGUUUGGAUGGUUCAAACUGAGCAACAGUACAUAUGUAUACAUCAGUGCCUGCUAGCUGUGCUAGAAGGGAACGAAGGUGGAGGUGGUCCUGGCUCCACACAACGAGAGGCUCAUCACAACCAAGGCUUUGAAGAAUGGUGGAAUGGAGUUCGUUGCGCUCUUCGUUCUGUUGCUGCAUCUGUUCGCUGUGCCAUGUCUUCUAAGUCAUCUGAUGGCACCUCUGGUGCCACAACAACUAAGGGCGAGAGUGAAAAAUGAAAAUGGUGUGAUACCUGAUGAUGAAGGUAUUGCAGAAUCUGGCAUGUGAGCAUCCUACAUCCUGUCAGAUUCUCAGUACAUGUGAAUCAACCUCGCUCCAGUCAUCAAAUGUGCCCUAAAUUGUAUUUUCUAGUUAGUUUCCACAAGAUAUUGAUGUAUCAAUUAGCACAUGGUGAAAAGCAUGGCAAAACAAAUUCUAUUGUUGACUGUUAAUAGAAUUCACCGGGCCAUGUCAUGCUAGUGAGAUACGCCAACCUUUUGAUUGUGCUAUAGUUGUUUUUACCUUAAGAUAUUAUACUGUAUCAUGACGGACUUAUGUUAUAUUUCAAGACGUUUCUCUUGCAAAAUUCCUGCAAUAAUCCAUAAAGAGGGAACAAUUGACAAAUUAUUUUAUUGUUCAUGUGAGAAAAAUUUGAUUGUGAUAAAUUUUCAAUUCUAGUGUUUAUUAUUACAGUAGAACUAUUCUCUUUUUUAAAUUCCUAGCUUCCAUUCGGAAAACUGUGAGGAGUUGCUUGAGUUGGUCUGUUUAUGUGAUUAUGCCGUCUCUUUAAGAUUUGUACAAAACGUAUCAUGAACAACCACUGGAUUUUAAUUUGAGAGAAUCUAUGUGGUUUGGGUAUGAUACAUUUGUUUUUGUUUUCUUUAGAAAAUUCCUGUUAGGUUGCAUUUAAGCAAAGUGAUCACAUUAAUCUGAGCUAGUUCAGCCUUCUUUAUCACAAAUUCUUGCUUUUAUCGACUUUAAUUCUUGGCUAACUCCUUGCCAGUCUCAAAAUACCUCUAUUUUAUUUUUAUACUUGGAUUGUAAUGAUUACAGGGAGGGUGCUGCUCCUAACAAUUUCACUUAUUUUCAUUGCUCUCAUGCUAAACUUUUAUACUUUGAACUUGGAGAACAGUGCCCUUGUGAAUAUUUGUUAAGCAUUGUGAUAAUAAUUUUAAGAUACAUGUGUGCAUUUAGUGUUUUGGACAUCGCUCACUGUCAGUCAACGUUUUUUAUCAUCUUCCCCUCUUCCUUAUCUCUAAGAAAUACGUACAGAAGAUACUUUAUUCCAUAGCUUUUCUAGGCCCUAGAAGAAAGAGUUUAACACUAUAAAACUGAGAUCUGAUUUAGUUUUUGAUUUUAUAAGAUGACUAUUUUGUGAAUUGUUUUAAUUUGUAAAAUGUGUAUCUGGUGAAUGUACUUAUACCUUCAGACAAAUUGAAUGACUUGGAUGAAACAUGUUAAUUGUUAGUGCCAGAUCUUAGCAUAAAUGGUUACCAUAUUAGACAUUAUUACCUCUACUUUUCUCAUGCACAAUCCUUAAUGGUGAUUGUCAGUAAGAUAUGCAACAAUUCCUUGCUUUUUGCUGAUCAGAUACCUAAGGAGCAUCUUAUUUUGUUUCUGUAAAAUUGCGUUGAGUUUAAUUAAUGCAUUUACCUCAUCCUGCCCUGAUGUCAUGGCAGCUACUUCAUCUUAAUGAAUUCUAUAUAUUAUGUAUGAAGUUUUGAACCAAAUGUACAGUAUUUGACUUAAUCAUGGCAGUGUCGUCACAUCAUUAUUUUUGUGCUAGUUUUUUUGUGAUUAGAUUUUUUUUAUUAUUGCAUGCAUUUGUCUCUGUGUAUGCUGAUUGACAUUAUAGGGACCAAUCAGAACCAAGCAGUAUGAUUGUAGUCUGAUUUAAAUGAAGUCACAUGUUUAUAUUAACAAGCAUAGUCUAUAAAUUUUUUAAAUUCUUAUUUCUAAGAGCUUUCUGAUCAAGAAAUUUUAUAUUACACCUUAUACCUGUAGUAGAUUCCGUCCAUUUUGCAUUGUCUGUCUCUUGCUUGUUUUUUGUUGCUGCAGUAACUUUCAGUCGAGAAACUUGAUGUCAACUACUUGAUAACAAAAAUCUGACUGAAAUUGAGUUGUUGAAAUACAUUAGUAACUGAUAA
This is a messenger RNA of Frankliniella occidentalis (western flower thrips), 6937 nucleotides long. RefSeq names its product tyrosine-protein phosphatase 10D (gene Ptp10D). The transcript has 24 exons. The record is from RefSeq and is a predicted model, not a curated record. Bases 302 to 5029 code for a protein of 1575 amino acids. Gene Ontology annotation, biological process: protein dephosphorylation. NCBI's taxonomy places the organism in Eukaryota, Metazoa, Arthropoda, Insecta, Thysanoptera, Thripidae. Gene Ontology annotation, molecular function: protein tyrosine phosphatase activity; protein binding.